This is a messenger RNA of Hippopotamus amphibius kiboko, 1764 nucleotides long. Its product is annotated as transcription factor-like 5 protein. Gene Ontology annotation, cellular component: nucleus. Gene Ontology annotation, biological process: spermatogenesis; regulation of DNA-templated transcription. Gene Ontology annotation, molecular function: RNA polymerase II cis-regulatory region sequence-specific DNA binding; protein dimerization activity; DNA-binding transcription factor activity, RNA polymerase II-specific. Lineage: Eukaryota; Metazoa; Chordata; Mammalia; Artiodactyla; Hippopotamidae. The record is from RefSeq and is a predicted model, not a curated record. Bases 1 to 1530 code for a protein of 509 amino acids. The transcript has 3 exons.
AUGGUAAAUCCGAUAAAAGAAGGUAAGUCUGUGAUGAAUAAUGCUGAUGUCCAGGGCCCCCGGGAGCUGCCGCAGGCGGGCGGGCCGGCAGGCCCCGAGGGCGCGGACAGGGCGCUGGGCGAGGCGGGGCUGAGCUUCACGAUGGCCGACAUGAGCCUGGUGGAGAUAACGGAGGUGGAGUACCUGCAGCUGCAGCACAUCCUCUACUCGCACAUGGAGGCGGCGGCGGCCGACGGCGAGCUCGAGACGCGCCUCAGCUCGGCCUUCCUGGUGGCGGCGGCGGUGCCGGGUGGCUUCGCAGCAGCGGAGGGCGCGCCGCCCGUGUACCCGGUGCUGUGCCCCCCUGCGCUGGCUGAUGGCGGCUUCGCGGGCGCCAGCCCGUGCCUGGGCGCCGUCGACGUGCUGGAGCUGCGCAGCAUGCUGCUGAGCGAGGCAGGCGCGGCCCCCGCUGCCGAGCAGACGCCGGGAGCCGACGGCCCGGGCCCUGGCGCGCCCCGGCCCCGGGCGCCCGAAGGCGCUGGCAAGGAGAACGCGGAGGGCGCGCCCGAGGCGCGGGCCAAGCCGGCCGUGCGUGUCUGCCUGGAGGACCGCUUCAACAGCAUCCCCGCCGAGCCCCUGCCCGGCCCACGCGGCGCGGAGACCCCGGAGCCCGGCGUGGCGCUCAGCAAUUUGGUAACUCUUAUUCGCCAUCCAUCCAAGUUAAUGAAUGUGCCUCUUCAUCAGCAGCAAAACAAAUGUACAACAUUGGUGAAAAACAAAACUGCUGCUGCAACGACCGCUUUGCAGUUUACAUACCCUCUGUUCACUCCCAGUGCUUGCUCUACUAGUGGAAGUUCUAAUCUUUGCCAAACACAGAGUUCUAGUAACUCAUGUUCUAUACUCGAAGCUGCCAAGCAUCAGGAUGCUGGAUUGCCAAGAGCAUUUUCUUUCUGUUAUCAGCAAGAAAUUGAAUCCACUAAACAGACUUUGGGUGGUAGAAACAAAGCUUUGCCGGAGCAGGUUUGGAUUAAAGUCGGAGAAGAAGUGCUAUGUAAACAAGCAAUAAAUAAGAGGAAUCGGAGUAGGAUACAUCAGUUGGACACGCACAUAGAGCGAAGAGCCCUUGGAGAGAUUCAGAACGUGGGCGAAGCCUCCACAGCGGCGCAGGGUGCUUGGCAGUCAGCGGAGCCGUCCCAGGCCACCCUCUGGAAGCAGACGCAGAGCGGGCCCCAGGGAGGCAGGUCCCAGUGCAGGGAGAGGCACAACCGCAUGGAGAGAGAUAGAAGGCGCAGAAUCUGCAUCUGUUGUGACGAGUUGAAUCUUUUAGUCCUGUUCUGCAACGCCGAGACUGAUAAGGCAACGACCCUGCAGUGGACCACGGCCUUCCUGAAGUAUAUUCAGGAGAGACAUGGAGAUUCUCUUAAAAAGGAAUUCGAGAGUGUAUUUUGCGGUAAAACUGGCAGAAGGCUAAAGCUGACCAGACCAGACUCCUUGGUGACGUGUCCCACACAGGAGAGUCUACAGAGUAGCCCGGCUAUGGACAUCAAGUGACUGAACGUGAACACGGAUUCCUGGGAAGUAAACGGCCGCUCCUUCGUGACCCAUGAACAUUUCCUAGGACCCUGGAACUCUGCUCUGAUAGUCUAAUUCUAAAGGGACAUGACUUAGCUGAUGGGACUCCGGUGGGGACUUUGAAAGCACAUUUUGUAAAAAUAUUUAUCUGAAACAAAAUACUUACCCAUUAAUGUCCUCUUAGACCAUUUGGGGAUGAAGACAUCUUGACAA